AUGUCUUCGUUUUUCACCGUCCCCGCUUCCCAACGCAAGCGCAAGAGAGACGACCGCAAUGCAGCCCCGACAACUAAGAAACGAGGUGUCGAUGCAAAAAACGACGCAGGAAGUCGGCGCGCCCAGGAGCGGGAAGAGUCUAUUUCAGGAAGUGAUUUGGAUGACGAUGAGAAUGGAAUUGUCUCUGGAGGAUCCGGGGAGGACUCCGAAUCCGACUCGGAUGAUGGCGAAACGGCGGGAGAUCGAAGAUUGAAACUCGCAGAACGCUACCUGGACAACGUCAGAGAAGAAGUUGACGAAGUUGGAUUCGAUGCGGCAGAGAUCGAUAGAGAUUUGAUCGCUGAGCGAUUGAAAGAGGAUGUGGACGAAUUCAAGGGUCGUACAUUUCGCCGAAUCGCUUCCAAACUAUCCUUCCCCGAUGCAGCGCAUUCUUUCUUCCGCUCAGAUACCCAGACCAGUACUUCUAUUGCCGUUCACGCGCCCUUCGUCUACAUCGUUAGCAAAGAUAAGACUCUCACGAAGUGGGAAUUGGCGACUCCUAAUGACCCGAAUGAUGCUGCAUCCAAAAGGCCCCCUCGUCCGCAGCGCAAAAAGCCAAAGCGCGUAAGCUACGCUCGCGGCCUACGCAAAGUUGGCGAAACCGGCGAGGAGCAGGGCCACACAGCAAGCAUCCUUUCUGUUGCUGUAUCUCCCUCUGGACGAUUUGUUGCAACUGGUGGAGCUGAUAACAAGCUCAUUAUCUGGAACGCCGAUACCUUGACACCUGCCAGAACAUUUACUCAACAUCGUGAUUCCGUUAGCUGUCUGUCGUUCGCCCGGCACAUCUCAACUAUGAGCUCUGGAGAGCAGCUUUUCUCCGGCUCAUACGACCGAACGAUAAAGACAUGGUCCAUCAGCGGAGCUGGUCAUGCUUAUGUUGAAACAUUGUUCGGACACCAGUCAGGCAUUGAACAGAUUGCAGCCAUGACCAUUGAUGAGUGUGUCUCUGUCGGCGGACAGGACCGCACGUCACGCUUGUGGAAAGUUGUCGACGAAACACAGCUUGUAUUCCGUGGAGGGGCUUCUAAGAAAGCUCCCUACCACGAAAGUCAUCUUGACUGCAUUGCUCCUCUCCCGCCUACUCACUUUGUCACUGGCUCCAACUCCGGCAGCAUCUCACUGUGGUCGGUCCACAAGAAGAAGCCGCUCUACACAAUUCCCCUUGCACAUGGACUAGACUGCAUUCCUCCAUUGGAUGAGUUAUCGCCCGAAGCCAACUUGGAAACCGCCGCCCAUAACGCACGACACAUGCGCCCGAUGCCACGCUGGAUCACUGCCCUCACCUCUCUUCCGGGAACUGAUAUUGUUCUUAGUGGUUCAUGGGAUGGUUGGAUUCGCGCCUGGCAAAUUUCAGACGACAAGAGAACAAUCAUUCCAUUGGGCCCUGUUGGACGCGGAACCCCCAACCCGUCCGCUCCUGACACGCCUUCGAAGCAGCUCAGCAAGUCACUUAAGCUUGGUACUGUGUCUAACCCUGAUGACAUGGACACAGAGGAGCAAACACAAAACCAGAACUUGGAACCGGGCCAUCUGAUCAAGGGUGUGAUCAACGACAUCGCUGUCUUCGAGCGCCGCCCGGAAUCUGAACAACAAGGCUUGACGGCUACCAAGUCCAGGGCCGAAUCAAUGCUCGAAACUGAACCUAGAGGCCUGUGUAUCGUUGCUGCGGUUGGCAAGGAGCACCGCUUGGGCCGGUGGAAGUGCUACGCCAAUAACUACUCCCAAGGGGCUUCCCCUGAAGGCCGCAAUGGCGCUGUUGUUUUGGAGGUCCCAUUCAUCUCCCCCAGUGCUUCUGAGGCCGAUGUAUAA
This is a messenger RNA of Penicillium cosmopolitanum, 1848 nucleotides long. RefSeq names its product ribosomal RNA-processing protein RRP9. The transcript has 2 exons. Bases 1 to 1848 code for a protein of 615 amino acids. The record is from RefSeq and is a predicted model, not a curated record. NCBI's taxonomy places the organism in Eukaryota, Fungi, Ascomycota, Eurotiomycetes, Eurotiales, Aspergillaceae. Gene Ontology annotation, molecular function: snoRNA binding; protein binding. Gene Ontology annotation, cellular component: small-subunit processome.